AUGAGUCCAAAUGUCAAGUAUUCAUUGUAUACGCUUGGAGCCAUUGCUACUAUUGGGUUUAUUUAUUUGUUUGCAUUUUAUUUACCGCAAUUAUUCAUUCCAGAAUCCAGAGAAAUAGAAGGAAUUGUUAAAGUUGGAGAACUAGGCUCUAGUUUAGUACCGAUUUCAAGUAAAAGAGUGAAAGAAUUGGGGAUGAAUUCGGAUAUUUCCAAUUUAGAUAUUGAAAUUGAUGCUGAGAUCCAAGCAAAGAAGUCUAAUGAGGUUGAAAGAUUAAUAUUCGUUGGGGAUAUUCAUGGUCAUUACGUUGAAUUUAGAAAAUUAUUACGUCAAGUCAAGUUUAAUCCUGAAACCGAUCAUUUAUUGGUCAUGGGAGAUUUCAUCACCAAAGGACCUGAUUCAUUAAAAGUUUUAGAUUACUUGAUUGAUCAUGAUAUAGAUUGUAUAUUUGGAAAUCAUGAAUAUUAUGUAAUGAAUAACUAUGCAACAUUCCACGGAUUGAAAUCCCCACAUUUUAUGAAUGAAACUAAUGAAAUGCUUUCAAUCAAGGACGGAGGCUUCAAUUCUGAUCCAGAAUUUUUAUUAGCGAAAAAAUUGCAGCCAAAACAUAUCAAAUACAUAAACCAAUGUACCAUAAUUAAGAAAUUGGGUCAGGUUCCAUUUCAUAAAUUCAAUGACCGGAAAGAUUUAAAAGUUGGUGGUGAUUCGAACAGUUUACCAGGUUACGCAGUUCAUGCUGGUUUAAGAUGGGAUUUAUCAAUAGAGGAUCAAGAACCAAUUGAAUGUUUAGAAAUGAGAUCCUACAUCGGACCAAACUUUAAUGAAACUACGGAUGAUCCAGAUACCGAUAAUGCAGUUAGCUGGUCCAAAAUAUGGAAUUCAAAACAAAAAAUUGCAGCCAAAAAGGAUGCAAAAAUCAUUUAUUAUGGUCAUGAAGCAAGAAGAGGUUUGAAUUUGAGAAAAUACUCUAAGGGAUUGGAUAGUGGUUGUGAUGGAGGGGGUAAGCUAAGUGCAAUGGUCAUUUGGUUACAAGAAGCCCUCAACUCAAAGGGUAAACCGGUUACUCUUUAUCGUGAACAAGUCCAUCAAGUAUCUUGUAAAUAG
Messenger RNA from Hyphopichia burtonii NRRL Y-1933, 1101 nucleotides. Its product is annotated as putative serine/threonine-protein phosphatase. Gene Ontology annotation, cellular component: cytoplasm. The record is from RefSeq and is a predicted model, not a curated record. Gene Ontology annotation, biological process: polyphosphate catabolic process. Gene Ontology annotation, molecular function: endopolyphosphatase activity; phosphatase activity. The transcript has a single exon. NCBI's taxonomy places the organism in Eukaryota, Fungi, Ascomycota, Pichiomycetes, Serinales, Debaryomycetaceae. Bases 1 to 1101 code for a protein of 366 amino acids.